Messenger RNA from Populus nigra (black poplar), 423 nucleotides. RefSeq lists its product as uncharacterized. Lineage: Eukaryota; Viridiplantae; Streptophyta; Magnoliopsida; Malpighiales; Salicaceae. The record is from RefSeq and is a predicted model, not a curated record. The transcript has a single exon. Bases 1 to 423 code for a protein of 140 amino acids.
AUGGUACCAACAGGAGAGGGGAGGGAGAAGAAUUUGGCAAGGACGAAAACGCAGAGUUUCGGUGAGGUGGCAGGUGGCACGGCAGCGGUGUGUUGCUGUUGUCCAUGCACGGUGAUAAACCUUCUUGUUUUAGCCGUUUAUAAGGUGCCGGCUUGUUUAUGUAAGAAAGCCAAGACACGACACCGUUUGAGAAAAAAGAAGCAGAAAGAAAGGUCCCUGUUGUCUCCCAGUAGCGGUGGGUCCAGGGAGGAGGAAUUACAGUCAGAGAAGAAGGCUACAGAGGUUGUGGAGAAAGGGAAAUGCUGUGAUCACCAUGAUCAUAAUCAUGAUGAAGAAACUGAAGCCGUUGAUUUGGAGAAGCAAAUGUGGGACCAGUUUUACAAUACUGGGUUUUGGAGGAGCCCAUCUCAAAGAGGUACAUGA